CGUUACUGUUCACCGUACGAUUACAAGCAACGGUAGUAGGUAUGCCCUCCCGCAGACAAUCGAGUGAACGAAUAAAAAAAGAGCAGCAGGAUAUACGAAAAACACUCAAAGAAUGACAAUGAAAGGAUUAUCGGCACCGAUGCUAAUGCUUGCAUUGCUGCUUGGCAGCAAAAACUAUUUGAGGGCUGCGAAUGCCUUUGGCUUGGGGGCCUUCGAUCUCYUGCAGAAUGCCCCAUCGUGGACAGAUGCCGACGCGAUUGGUUCCGCAACAGAAGCGGCACGCGCUCACGCAGUGUCGUUUUGGUCGUCGUCGCAGAGCCUGGCGGCCAUCGAUUUCUCCGACACGGAUUUCGGCCCGCCAUCGGGCUCUUCAAACCAGGUACUGACGGAAGCCGAUUUGUGGACGCUGCGGAUCGGAUCGGCGAUGGCAACCUACUUUGGAUUCGUCGCGGUGAACGAUCGACCCCGCGGGGGCCUCGCCCUUCCGCUUGACCCGAGCGACGAUGAGUGCUGUCUCCGCGUGCAACAGUCGAACGUUCCGGGAGCCGGCCUGGGAUUGUUUGCCAACCAAAACCUGCCRAAGGGGACAAUCCUCGGCACCUAUCCCGGCGUCCUACUGCCGUUGCAGCAGCACUCUGCUGCUUCAAAAAUCCGAGACCACCCGGAGUGYCUGGCCUACAUUUGGCGUUUCACGGACAACGAGUUUGUCAUCGAUCCCACACUCAGCAGCGACGGAAGUUUGCCAGAGUACUGCAGCGGAGGAAAUCCCAGCCAGCCGYUGAGCGUCCCCUUUUUUGCCCUCUUAAGGAUUCUGGGUGUCUUGCCGAAGACCUCCACCGCCCUGUGCCGGAUCAACGAACCGCCGCUCGGUGGAGACGUCAACGUGGCGACGGAAGAAGACCUUGCCGGAAGAACCGUGACCUUCUUACUAGAACGAAACGUCUAUGCGGGAGAAGAAUUGUACAUUGAUUAUGGAUUGACGUACGACCGGUCGCGGUACACUGCGAGCAGAUAAACUAACCCACAACAAUUGAAGACAAGAGAACACCAAAGCAGUCCAAGUAAUAGUGCUGACAAGAGCACGAUUUCUUGGUUCAACGGAGCCUGAGAAUAGAGACAGAAURACACC
Messenger RNA from Pseudo-nitzschia multistriata, 1129 nucleotides. The record is from the annotation of a GenBank genome assembly. NCBI's taxonomy places the organism in Eukaryota, Bacillariophyta, Bacillariophyceae, Bacillariales, Bacillariaceae.